CGGAUGUUGCUGCUGUUUUUUUACUGAGUCUCAGGGGAAGCGGCGGUUUCCGAAAAGUUUGACCCCCAGGCCCCUGAAGAUGACUGCCGCUAUGGAGCCCAAACAAAACUAUGCAGCAUCAUUGGUACUCGCUGCAAUUGGCUUGGCGCUCAUGACCAUCCUCAGUGUGUGGAAAUUAAGACAGUUUAAAUAUAGACUUGUUCAUGAAACUGGAGGUGCGAUGUUUCUUGGUAUGCUCAUGGGGUUUAUCGUGAGAUGCUUGUCAUUUGACUCUGGAGAAUAUGUGGACAAUAUGGAGACGGUGUGCAGCUGUGGUGGUUUUAACAGCACUCCUCACAUCUUGACGGUCAACAUCACAUCACACCUUCACUGUUUUAGACAUGUUGGGAAAAUCAACCAAAGAUGCCCACUGGUCCCAGCUCCUCAUAUGGAGACCUUUGAUCCUCAGGUCCUUUUCAGUCUGUUCCUGCCACCCAUCAUCUUCCAUGGAGCUUACAUCCUUAAUCAGAAACGAUUCAUUGACAACCUUGGAUCCGUCCUGACUUUUGCUUUUUUGGGUACGAUAAUCAGCUGUAUGACCAUAGGAGCCUGCGUCUAUGGAUUCACCAGACUGAUGGUGCUGUUGGGCCGAGCAGCAGAUGGAGACUUCCUCCUCACUGAUUGCCUCCUCUUUGGUGCCAUUAUAUCAGCCACUGACCCAGUUUCAGUACUUGGCCUGUUGUCAGAGCUGCGUGUGGACCUGGAUCUGCACACCCUGCUGUUUGGCGAGAGUGUCCUGAAUGACGCUGUGGCCAUCGUCCUGACGCAUGCCAUCACCACCUAUAGCCAGAUGGGUGCCGGACACAGCUUCGACCCCUCCGCCUUCUUCCUCUCUGUUGGUUAUUUUCUUGGAGUGCUUGCCGGUUCCUUCCUCCUGGGUUUCAUAUUCACAGUCAUAACAGCCCUCCUCACCAAAUUCACUCGGCUGUGUGAGAAUCCACUGCUGGAAACAUCGGUCUUCUUCCUGCUGUCCUGGAGCAGCUUCCUCUCAGCUGAAGCCAGUGGACUUUCAGGUAUUGUGGCGGUGCUGUUUUGUGGCUUGAGCCAGGCAAGGUACACCGUUCACAAUUUAUCUUCCGAGGGCAAGAUCAGGACCAAACAGCUCUUUGAAGUCUUCAACUUCCUGGGGGAGAUUUUCAUCUUCAGCAACAUGGGAUAUGUAUUGUUGACGUUUCCUCACCAUGUCUUCAAAGCCCUCUUCAUUUCUGGGGCAUUUCUCUCCAUCUUUGUAUCAAGAAUCUUGAACAUCUACCCUCUGUCAUUCCUCCUAAACCUGGGACGCACCACCAAGAUACCUCGCAACUUCCAGCACUUCAUGAUGUUUGCAGGCUUGAGGGGGGCUGUGGCAUUUAGCCUGGCUCUAAGAGACACAUCCACAGAAGUGAAGCGCACCAUCCUCACCACCACUCUGCUGCUGGUCGGCUUCACCAUCUGGGUGCUGGGUACAGCCGCUGAUCCCAUGCUGCGCCGUCUGGACAUCAGAGUCAGGUUGGAUGCAGAUGAAAAUCCAGAGGACCUUUCUUUUGAGGUUGCUACAGGGGGGCCAGACACAACACGAGGCCUGUGGCACCAUCUGGACUACAAAUAUCUAAAACCACUCCUGACGCAUUGUGGCCCUCCGCUGACUGACUCACUGCCACGAUGUUGUGGGUUAUAUGCCAGAUUCUUCGGUAGCUCCCAUGUCCAGGAGGACGAUGAGCAGCCGUGUAAGACCGAACCAGAUGACUCCACCUUUGAUUUGGAGAAAACAGACAACCAGCUUGUGUCUAUAGGCGGUGACUCUGGAUCCGAGCACCAGGAAGACCUUCUGGAAGGAGACCUGGGCCUUGGCACUGCUGCAGCUCUCGCCAGGGAGGCCUCAAACUCCAGGAGUCAUUUCUGACCCCAGCUUAUCAGCCUCUGCUACCCUCAGGAUAAGAACCCUGCCUCCCACAGUGAAUGGGGUCACUGAUCAGGGCACUUGAGAGGAGUUACAAUAGUUCCUGAAAGGUCAUCCACCCCCCUCGUGCUGUAAUGCAUGACACACUCAGGAAAAAAAAAAACAAUUAUAAAGGCCUCUGCUCUUUCUUUUAGCCUGCUGAAAAUUUGCUCCAGUUUCAAGGAAUUUAAUAGCCGAAAUAACAGAACAAGUAAUCCAGUACAGCUUGUGCUUAAUAUCUAACACCACCAACAGGAAGCAGAAACUGACCUGGGUGUGCACAGUGUUCUUUUCACACAGCAAAAAAUAUUAUAAUACAGUUCCGGUAAAAGUGCAACAUGUUAAGUCUCACACUGAUUGCCGGUCAAGCAGCACUGUGCUACUUUGAAGCUUCAGGGAGAAUUGCUCAUGAGCAUCUCAUGUGAUUGAAAGCUACGGUAUUUCCCCUAAUCAGCCCAAAUGGUAUUUUUGUGCCAACUUUGUUUUUGCUCUUCCCCAACUCCUUAUUAAACUUUUAUUGCACUGUUUCCCUCUGCAAUCCUUUUAACGCAUUCAAAAUGUAUUCCACUGAAUUUAUUGAAUUUGAAUUUAUUACUGCCCUCCCCCACCCUCCACGUCUCCCUCCACGUCUUGCUUAUCAUUCUGCGCGCGAGCUAAAAUACUUCCAAAUGCUUAAGUAUAUUAACGGUAUUUAGAAAAGAGACUAUCAGCAUGUGAGACCUCUUUAUAGAUUGCACUUUCUGAGUGCAUCAUUAUAAAUCUCAGGGCCCCUUCCCCCCUUGUGUGAAGCAGGGUGCUGUGCACUGCCUACAUCCAAUCUGUGGAGGUUAGGCUUUGUGAAUAUGCAGACGGCUCUCUCUCAUAUUAUUAAAACCAUUGUCCUUGAGGCGAGGGCUUUUUUUAUGUUGUGAAUGCAUGGGUGCAUCUAUGGAAUGCUCCUCUGUUUCUGUUCUCAAUUGCUGCAAAGAAAUAAAUAAACGUAUUCU
Larimichthys crocea (large yellow croaker) is the source of this 2943-nucleotide messenger RNA. Its product is annotated as sodium/hydrogen exchanger 9. Gene Ontology annotation, cellular component: recycling endosome; plasma membrane. The transcript is spliced from 16 exons. The record is from RefSeq and is a predicted model, not a curated record. The coding region runs from base 80 to 1921 and encodes 613 amino acids. Gene Ontology annotation, molecular function: potassium:proton antiporter activity; sodium:proton antiporter activity. Lineage: Eukaryota; Metazoa; Chordata; Actinopteri; Sciaenidae. Gene Ontology annotation, biological process: potassium ion transmembrane transport; sodium ion import across plasma membrane; proton transmembrane transport.